AUGGAAGUCAUUUCCCGUUCCUCGUCCUCCUCCAGGUUGAAUCCCGACGCUCCGAUGUUCGUGCCGCUUGCCUAUCGGGCGGUGGAGGAUUUCUCGGAUCAAUGGUGGGAUCUAGUUCGCUCAUCAGGGUGGUUCCGCGACUACUGGCUCCGCGAGUGCUUCCAAGAUCCCCAAUACCAAAACGACGCAUUCGAUUUCGAGUUUGAUUUUGACCUAGAUCUGCAAGAAGAUGGAGACGAGAAUGGAGGGAAGGAAAGGAAAGAAAUGGUGUCUUUAGAGGUGCUGAAAUGGCGAAGCUGUGGGGGAGGUUGGGCCGAAGCACCCAGGUACAUUGAAAAGGCCCCAAAGUUUGUAAAGCCCAAAGUCAGUCCUCGGGCUAUUCACCAGCCCAGGUAG
Molecule: messenger RNA, 396 nt
Organism: Sphenostylis stenocarpa
Lineage: Eukaryota; Viridiplantae; Streptophyta; Magnoliopsida; Fabales; Fabaceae
Source: the annotation of a GenBank genome assembly